AUGGCCGACUCAACGGAUAUCGAGCUUCAGAACAAGCAGUACCUGCACGCCGCGCGCACCGACGACGCUGCGCUGCUCCAGUCGCUCCUGGAUCCGCAGCCCGAUUUCGACCAGAACCACGUCGACGGACUGGGCAACAACGCGCUCCACUACGCCGCCGCGCACCAGUCGACCGAGGUGCUCGGCGACAUCCUCGACCUCGAGAUCGACGUCGACGCCCAGAACCGCAUCGACGCAAACACGCCGCUCCACGAGGCCGUCAAGGUCGACAUCGAUGGACCGGACGCAGAGAGGAAAGAGGAGCUGAGGAACUGGAUCGUCAACGAGCUGCUCGAGUCCGGGGCCGACCCCCGCAUCCAGAACAAGGACGGCGACAAGCCCGUCGACCUGCUCUCCUACGGGAGAAAGGCCAACACCGCGCUCGGCAAGCAGCUCUACGAGCGGUUGAAGCGCGCAGAGGCCGAGGUCGCCGUCGACCAGAGCGACAUCGCGCGCGACGACGACGACGACGAGGGCAGCGAGGGCACGCCUUCCGACGACGAAUGA
Molecule: messenger RNA, 546 nt
Organism: Pseudozyma flocculosa PF-1
Lineage: Eukaryota; Fungi; Basidiomycota; Ustilaginomycetes; Ustilaginales; Ustilaginaceae
Exons: 4
Coding region: 1-546 (181 amino acids)
Molecular function (GO): protein binding
Source: RefSeq, a predicted model, not a curated record